Molecule: messenger RNA, 364 nt
Organism: Meloidogyne enterolobii
Lineage: Eukaryota; Metazoa; Nematoda; Chromadorea; Rhabditida; Meloidogynidae
Source: the annotation of a GenBank genome assembly
UGGCCCCAUAUAUGUGUUCCCUUCACACUACUAUAAUAUGUUCCCUUCGCAUUACACUUGUUCCCUUCACACUACCUUUGCGCUCUUCACUCUACCCUUGUUCCCUUCACAUUACUCUUGUUCCCUUCACACUACCCCUGGUCUUUUUACUUUAUCUUUGAGCUCUUACCAUACCCUGCUUAUGUUCCCUUCGCUUUACCUAUGUUCCCUUCACACUACCAAUGCCACUUACCCCCUUUUAAAUUUCCCCCUGUUCCCUUCACACUACUCUUGUUCCUCUCACACUACUUAUGCCUUCUUCCCUUCACACUACCCUUGCUCUUGUUACACUUUGCCAAUUUUUGGCGUUAAAUCGGGAAUUUAA